Xylaria bambusicola is the source of this 1775-nucleotide messenger RNA. RefSeq names its product thermolabile L-asparaginase. NCBI's taxonomy places the organism in Eukaryota, Fungi, Ascomycota, Sordariomycetes, Xylariales, Xylariaceae. The transcript has a single exon. The coding region runs from base 352 to 1452 and encodes 366 amino acids. The record is from RefSeq and is a predicted model, not a curated record.
AGAGUUAGGCAGCAGGCAGUUUUCAUAGUGGGUCAAUCCUUAGGAAUGAAUAGGGGUUGGAACCGGAACUCUCCAUAAGCUCGCAAUCUGUUGCCAUUAGCUGCCUGAAAUCUACCAGAACAAUUCCCAACCCCUUCUCUAUGCGGGAAAAGCCGACGAUACGAACGUUGCCAGCAUCUUGUCUCUUAGUCAUCACACCGUCUUCAACGUUGCAAGACCGACAUCGCGCGAUCCAUUUUCUCCGCCACACUCCCAUUUCCGUCGCGGAGAAGUGGGUAAUAUGCCGUAUAAAGGCCGUUCAUCUUGCACGGGAUUAACGGUGCCGUUUUUUCCGUGACAAUUUCGCAUUCAAUGGCAGCCAUGGAGCAAUCGAAUCACGAUCUAAGCAGCGAUUUCAUUGUUAGCGACCGUGACGGCAUCGUGGAAAAUUGCCACUUGGUCCACGCGGCCGUGGUUGAUACGACAGGGAAUCUCCUCUACUUUUUAGGCAACCCUUCGCGCCUUACUCUCAUUCGCUCGGCAGCUAAGCCAAUGCAGGCCGUAGCUGUGAUUGAAGCAGGAGCGCUUGAAGAGUUCGGGUUCGAUGAGGCCGACCUUGCGCUCAUGUGUGGCAGUCAUAGCAGCGAGGCGAGACAUGUUGAGAGAGCCAAGACCAUGUUGGCAAGGCUGCAGGCUGACGAGGAUGAUCUCCAAUGCGGUGGCCAUCCACCUAUUUCCCCCCUCGUAAUGCGGACUUGGCUUCGGGAUGGGUUCAAGCCGUCCCCAGCCAGCAGUGCCUGCUCUGGUAACCAUAUUGGGGUCAUGGCCGCUGCAAAGAUCAGUGGAGCUGGCAUUGCAGACUACCAUUCCUUAGACCACCCAAUUCAAAAGCAAAUCAGGUUGAUCAUGCAAGAUAUCGCGGGUCUUGGCACCAAGGGCAUCAAAUGGGCCCUGGAUAGCUGCAACAUGUACUCGCCAGCCAUGUCACUGCAGUCGUUAGCUUCUGCCUACGCCGCAUUUGCCAAAGCAGCUGACAACGUUGCCCAUGACAGGGUCCAGACAUUUCCACAUGCAGAAGCAAUGGCCCGAAUAUACAGUGCUAUGGUUCGACAUCCCGAAAAUGUUGCCGGUGAGGGUCGUUUCUGCAGUGUUCUUGGGGAAGCAUACAACGGCGGCCUGUUUGGGAAAGGCGGAGGUGAUGGGUGUUACGCUGUUGCAGUUCGCUCCUCGGAAGACACCGAGCGCCUGGGGGCCGUUGGUGGUAUCGGGAUUGCUCUGAAAAUAGAAGACGGGAACUAUGGCAUCAUGGACGCGGCAGUCGCGGAGAUCCUUGAGCAACUCGAGAUUGGAACUAGGGAGGUUCGACAGCGCCUGGAGGUUUUCCAUCAAGGCAAGGUCAAGAACUCUAGAGGUGUAGUAACUGGGGGUCUGUCAUUCCCAUUCAAACUCAGAGAAAACUUGAUUGCUAGAUAGUCGUCUACAUCAGCAGUGCUAGUUCCCUAAACUAUGAGCUCCCCUGCCUUUGAUCGCAUAGUCCUUCCAGAACCUGCACCAAUGCAGUCUUAUCACUAUCGACUUGAUCUUCAGUCGUACUCUCUACUAAGCCUAUAUGCAUUGCAUAGUGAUGGCAAGCUUCUGCCAUUUUCACAUCCUUUUCUGAAAUGCCGCCCAGAUCAUGUGUAGUCCAUCGAAUGAAAACUUUAUUGUAAAUCUAGAGCAUGGUCAGACAUGUCAUGAUCUAGUAAUUGUGUAGAGUAAAAGAAAAUAGAAAUCUGGGGAGAAAUGCCAAAGGGAAA